AUGCCUGAAAAAAUGAAGCUGUGGGUACAUGACUUAAUAAGGAUAAAGGCCAAAUGGGAUGAUGUAAAAGACGCUAUUGUUAAGAUAGUAAAUGCUAAAAAUAAUGACAAAACAAAAAUUAGCCAGUUAAGAAAUAUUAAACAAGGCGAAAAAGAAAUCUUGAGAAGAUACGCAAGCAGAUUUGAAGACCUUGCUGAGGCCCUGAAGGGUAAAAUAAGACAAUAUGAACAACAAAAUUGGUCUGCAAAGGUGUUUCCGCGACAACAUGGAGAAAAAUAA
Molecule: messenger RNA, 279 nt
Organism: Racocetra fulgida
Lineage: Eukaryota; Fungi; Glomeromycota; Glomeromycetes; Diversisporales; Gigasporaceae
Source: the annotation of a GenBank genome assembly